Austrofundulus limnaeus is the source of this 2077-nucleotide messenger RNA. RefSeq names its product BLK proto-oncogene, Src family tyrosine kinase (gene blk). Gene Ontology annotation, molecular function: ATP binding; protein tyrosine kinase activity; protein binding. Gene Ontology annotation, biological process: protein phosphorylation. Lineage: Eukaryota; Metazoa; Chordata; Actinopteri; Cyprinodontiformes; Rivulidae. The record is from RefSeq and is a predicted model, not a curated record. Bases 133 to 1578 code for a protein of 481 amino acids. The transcript has 14 exons.
CGAGGGGUCUGUUUUCACUGUGAGAACUCAAGACGUUUUGCACCUGGGCAACUUCUGGACAAAAAACUCAAGACCGGGCAUGAAGUCAAAGGCAGUGACCCGAAAACGGUGAAGCUCAUCGGCUUAAUCAGGAUGGGCUGCACUUGCAGUGACCAGAAACAAAAACAAGAGGAAGGAUUUUACAAAAUAAAACAAAACCAGACAAAACAAAACGAAAACUCCUACUCAGCUAACGAUGAAAAUGUGUUUGUGGCCCUGCACGAAUUUAACGCGAGCAACGAAACAGAUCUGCCUUUCAAAAAGGGAGACAGGCUCAAAGUUCUGCAAGAGAGUGGAGAAUGGUGGCUCGCUAAAUCUCUGACCACUGGACAGGAAGGCUUCAUCCCAUCCAACUUUGUGGCCAGAGCUGAUUCAUUGGAGGAGGAGAAAUGGUUUUUCAAGGAUCUGAGCAGGAGGGAGACCGAACGGCUGCUUUUAGCUCCUGGGAAUAAACCGGGUGCCUUUCUGGUUCGAGAGAGCGAGACCUGCAAAGGUUCCUACUCGCUGUCGAUCAGAGACUGCGAUCGAGAGCAGGGAGAUGUGGUAAAACACUACAAAAUACGAUGUCUGGACAAAGGUGGCUACUACAUCGCCCCCUCAAACACGUUCACUUCCCUACAAGACCUGGUCAAAUACUACAGUCGCACAGCGGACGGGCUGUGCCUGCGGCUGUAUGCUCCCUGCAAGCCGAAGGCGCUUCAGCAGCCGUGGGAGCAGGACCAAUGGGAGAUUCCCAGAGAAACGUUGAAGAUGGUGAAGAAGCUGGGGGCCGGGCAGUUUGGAGAAGUUUGGAUGGGUUACUACAAGAGCACCCAGAAAGUUGCUAUAAAGACUAUGAAGGAGGGAACGAUGGAGCCGGAGGCCUUUCUGCAGGAAGCGAACCUGAUGAAGCAGCUGCAGCACGAACGGCUGGUGCGACUGCACGCCGUCGUCACAAAGGAGCCCAUUCUUAUUGUGACAGAGUUCAUGGUCAAUGGAUGCCUUCUUGAAUUUCUAAAAACAGAAGAAGGUCAAAAGCUGAAGAUGAAUAAACUGAUCGACAUGGCAGCACAGAUAGCCGAGGGCAUGGCCUACAUUGAAAAGAAGAACUACAUCCACCGUGACCUGCGAGCAGCCAACAUACUGGUCAACGAGACGCUGCACUGCAAGAUAGCAGACUUCGGCCUGGCCAGGAUCAUCGAAACUGAAUACACAGCACAAGAAGGUGCAAAAUUUCCCAUAAAAUGGACAGCUCCAGAAGCUAUCAACUAUGGCACAUUUAGCAUAAAAUCAGACGUCUGGUCGUUCGGAAUCCUGUUGACAGAAAUGGUCACCUAUGGAAGAAUACCAUACCCAGGAAUGACCAACCCGGAGGUAAUCAGGAAUCUGGACAAGUUCUACAGAAUGCCAUGUCCGGAUAAUUGUCCCGAGGAACUAUAUGAAAUUAUGAUGAUAUGCUGGAAACAAAAACCAGAGGAGCGACCGACUUUUGAAUUUUUGCAGAGCACCCUCAACGACUUCUUCAUUGCCACAGAGGGACAAUAUGAAAUGCAACCAUGAGUGGCAAAAAAAAGGAAGAAGUGUCUCAAAUAUAAAGAGUGUCAACUAUCGUCUGUGACUCAUACACAUGAUUUAUUUGAAACAAUUUCUCUGAAGGUCAAAGCUAUUUUUGGCUUCUACUGUUGGCAGCGGAAACAAACGUCUUGAAGCAAAUCAGAAACAUAAACUCUGAUUUUUGAUGGCGUUGACUUCAAAUUGUUUACGCCUUCUGUUGUCGAGUGAAUCAAUGUAGCAUCACUUAGAAUGUUAUGUAAAAAGGUUAGAAAGCCACGGAAAUACAACUUCAGCAAAAGCAUGGUCGAUGCUGGACCCGGAAGAACCGGUGACGGUAAAGAUGGAACAGUUUCCUGGUGCAUAAACCCAACAGCAUGAGAUUACAUGCACAAUACUUUGCACUUUUUGAAUUCUUUAUUCCUUUACUAGAUAUUGAAAGAAUGAGCUUAUCAAAAGGAGAAAAAAAUACUCCUGCUUCCUUUUUUUAUUAAAAAUAUUUGUGUGA